AUGUCGACUGUAUCAGCACCUAGGCCGAGAGGCGCCACCCCAAGGACACAGUCCGAAACCUGCCUGCGGUUGCAGUCAAGAUCCUACGCCAGCCUGUCCAUCCCCGGGCUCGCUCUGCCCGCCGACUACGUGCCCCCGACGCAACCCCCGAGCGCCCGGCGACCAGAGGUCCGAAAGGCCCAGCUUCUCCGAACCUACACUUCUCUCCUCCGAUCCACUCCCCUGAUCCUGAUGUUUCAGCACAACAACCUGACCGCGACGGAGUGGGCUGCCAUCAGGAGAGAACUCAACCUCGCGCUCGCCAACGUGCCCGUGCCGGGCGCCACCACCCCUGCGGCCGAUGGCAGCGAUGCGCCCCUGGACAUCACGUCCAAGAUCCAGCUGCAGGUCGUCCGGACGCGCAUCUUCGACGUCGCCCUCAAGGUCGUCGAGUUCUUCGACCCGGCGGCCGUGCAGGCCGAGGCCGGCGCCAAGGGCGUCUACAACCACGAUCUGUCGAGGGCCGCCUUUGCGGCCAUGAAGGGCGCCAGCGCCGACCCCUCCAAGAUCCCCGAGAGCUCGACCUACGGCGAGCUCGCGCCCCUGAUGGUCGGCCCGCUGGCCCUGCUGACCCUGCCGGCCGUCUCGCCCGCCCACCUCGCCGCGGCGCUGUCGAUCCUGGCGCCCAGCCCGCCGGCCUUCCCGGCCCCGACGCGCAAGAAGAACCCGGGCUACUACGACGCGACGGUGCAGAACGGCCUGCAGAAGCUGCUGCUGGUCGGGGGCAGGAUCGAGGGCAAGGUGUUUGACACGGACGGCGUGAGGUGGGUCGGCGGCAUCGAGGGCGGCCUCGACGGCCUCCGCGCGCAGCUCGUGGCUAUGCUGCAGCAGGCUGGCGUCGGUCUCACGACCGUUCUCGAGGGCGCUGGCAAGAGCCUGUACGUUACCAUGGAGAGCCGCAAGGAGAUGCUGGAGAAGGACGAGAAGGGCCCCGAGGCUGGGGCCGAGGCCGAGGCUGAGAAGAAGGAGUGA
Molecule: messenger RNA, 1011 nt
Organism: Thyridium curvatum
Lineage: Eukaryota; Fungi; Ascomycota; Sordariomycetes; Thyridiales; Thyridiaceae
Exons: 1
Coding region: 1-1011 (336 amino acids)
Biological process (GO): translation
Cellular component (GO): mitochondrial large ribosomal subunit
Molecular function (GO): structural constituent of ribosome
Source: RefSeq, a predicted model, not a curated record